AUGGAGACAAGUGGAAACAAAAAAAGCAAGAAAGGCAGGAACAAGAGGAUCAUCAAACAUAUCCCGCGUACCUCCAAUCAGGGUGGUGCUCCCCUCAGCCCAGAAAAAAAGUCUGUCAAGACUGAAGACCGGGCCAGCAAAAAGGACCAAGAGGAAAGGGAGAAACCUCAACCGGUGGUGGAGGAAAAGAAAGAAAAACCCCAGCCGGUAAACCCAUGGAAGAAAAACCUCCAAGAGGGGAGCAACCUGGUGUACUGCCAGGUACAUAACAAAGCUGAUUACCCUGCCCUGCCGAGACGACAUUUCAGGCAGGGUCAGAUGAGACAGGAGCCAGAGUUACCAACCACAGCUCCAGAGUCAAAGCCUGCCAAAUCACCUGAGGAGGCAGAGCCUGUCACAGCUCCCCAAGAGCCAGAGUCUGCAACAGCACCUGAAAAGCCAGAAUCUGUCACAGCUCCUCAGGGGCCAGAGCCUGUCACAGCUUCCCAAGAGCCAGAGCUUGUCACAGCUCCCCAAGAACCAGAGCCUGCCAUGUCACCUGUGGAGCCAGAGCCUGCAACACCACCUGAGGAGCCAGAGCCUGCAACAGCUCCUCAGGAGCCAGAGCCUGCCACAGCCCUCCAAGAGCCAGAGCCUGCAACAGCUCCUCAGGAGCCAGAGCACGCCAUUGCCCUCCAAGAGCCAGAGCCUGCCACAGCCCUCCAAGAGCCAGAGCCUGCCACAGCCCUCCAAGAGCCAGAGCCUGCCACAACCCUCCAAGAGCCAGAGCCUGCAACAGCUCCUCAGGAACCAGAGCAUGCCAUUGCCCUCCAAGAGCCAGAGCCUGCCACAGCCCUCCAAAAGCCAGAGCCUGCAGCAGCUCCUCAGGAGCCACAUCCAACCACAUUAACCAAAUUAUUCGCUGAUCUAGGGUUCACUGUGACAGCAGGACAACAGCCUGAAUGUCCAGUCCAGAAAACCAAUGUGGAGGUCUACUGUGAGCAGACCAACCAGGCUCUGCUCCAGAUCCCUGAGCUUGAGCUUCAGAGGAUCGGAGAAGAGAAGGAGGAGCAGAUCUCUAAACUGGCAAAGGAGAAAGAAGUCCUGCUAAAAGAGGUAGUGCAAUGGAAACAAUUGCUGAAGAGCCAAACAACAGAGGCAAACCUCCAGCAAGGAUUUCUAAAGGCUCAGCUUUCCAAAGAGAGGCAGGCCAACAGUGAAGCGUCUAAUAAAAUUAGGCAGUUAGAGAACGCUCUGGAGGCUGAGAAGAAAGAGCAGGGAGAGAUGGAAAUGGUCUUGGCCCAAAACAUGGAGUUAACAUUUAGAAUGGAGGCUACCUUGGUCCAGGCAAACAAGGACCUGCAACACAAAACAGACCAGUGGGAGGAGGACAGGUCCCGUCUCCUGGCCAAACAGCAGGAUGAGACCUCCCGUUUGUUGGCAGCACUCAAGCAGGCUAAAGAGGACCUCGAGAACGAGAGGCGCCAGUGGAAGGAGGAAAAGUCCCUUCUACUGGAGUCUCUCAGUAACAAGACCCUCGAGGAGAAGGAGGGAGCCAGCGGAGGCUUGAUUGACAGGAUGGCUGAUCUGGAGAGGCAGAUGGAAGAGAUUGAGAUCGAAGCCAAAGAGCCCAAGAAAAGCAAGAAGAAAUCUCUGUGGAAAAGAUUCCGCCAGUUAUUCAAAUAA
Molecule: messenger RNA, 1665 nt
Organism: Thunnus maccoyii (southern bluefin tuna)
Lineage: Eukaryota; Metazoa; Chordata; Actinopteri; Scombriformes; Scombridae
Product: pollen-specific leucine-rich repeat extensin-like protein 2
Exons: 1
Coding region: 1-1665 (554 amino acids)
Source: RefSeq, a predicted model, not a curated record